This is a messenger RNA of Cherax quadricarinatus, 2108 nucleotides long. The record is from RefSeq and is a predicted model, not a curated record. Lineage: Eukaryota; Metazoa; Arthropoda; Malacostraca; Decapoda; Parastacidae.
UAAUUGUUGUUGGUCACUAGUGAAUGUUGUGAGCGGCGGAGAGGCUGGUGUUGUGAUGAUCAGCGGCUCAUAGUGUCUCACUAUACUCACUAUAACUCACUCUUAACUCACACUAUACCACCAUGGAGGCACUCAUCCCCAUCAUUAACAAGCUGCAGGAUGUGUUUAACACUGUGGGAGCUGAUGCCAUCCAGCUGCCUCAGAUAGUGGUGGUCGGCACUCAGAGCUCAGGAAAAAGUAGCGUAUUGGAGAGCUUGGUGGGACGCUCAUUUCUUCCUCGAGGGAUUGGCAUUGUUACCCGUCGACCAUUAGUUCUGCAGUUAGUAUACACAUCACGCGAUGACAACCAACAUCGAUCAGCAGAGGCAGGCACACUGGAGCUGGAGGAAUGGGCACAGUUUCUUCACAUUAAGGAAAAAAUCUUUGUAGAUUUUGAUGAAGUCAGAGCUGAAAUAGAGCGAGAAACGGCCAGAAUUGCAGGAAACAACAAAGGAAUAUGUAAUGAGCCAAUCAGACUCAAAAUUUUCUCUGAUAAAGUUGUAAAUUUAACUGUCGUGGAUUUACCAGGCCUAACUAAAGUACCAGUUGGCGAUCAACCAGAUGACAUAGAGACUCAGAUUCAUGAAUUGAUUUUAUAUUAUAUUGGAAAUCCCAAUUCUAUUAUUCUGGCAGUCACCUCAGCCAACAUGGACAUGGCCACAUCUGAAAGUCUUAAAAUGGCUAAAGAAGUUGAUCCUGAUGGUCGAAGAACACUAGCUGUUGUCACGAAGUUGGACCUAAUGGAUGCUGGAACUGAUGCCAUUGAUACACUGUGUGGACGUAUUAUACCUGUGAAACUGGGCAUAAUUGGUGUUGUGAAUCGGUCACAACAAGACAUCAUAGAUGGCAAGUCAAUAAAGAAAGCUUUGGCAGAUGAAGCUGCUUUUCUCCAGAGGAGAUACCCAACCUUAGCAAACCGUAAUGGAACUCCAUAUCUAGCCAAGACUCUGAAUAGAUUGCUAAUGCACCACAUUAGAGAUUGUCUCCCAGAGUUGAAGACCCGGGGGAGGUAUCGAUGAUGAUGUCUCAGUUUCCAAUCACUACUAAACAGUUAUGGUGUUGCUGUACAUGACAAGGCACAAACACUCUUACAAAUUAUCACAAAGUUUAAAGCUGCUUAUUGUCAGACAAUUGAGGGUACGGCCAGGAAUAUUGAAACUACUGAUUGUAAAUGUGGGGGUGCUCGUAUUUGUUACAUUUUCCACGAAACAUUUGGCCGCACAUUAGACAGUAUCCAUCCACUGGCUGGGCUUACACAAAUGGAUAUUCUUACAGCAAUCCGUAAUGCUACAGGACCUAGACCUGCAUUAUUUGUUCCAGAGGUUUCAUUUGAACUGUUAGUGAAGCGUCAGAUUCGGCGCCUUGAAGAACCUUCCAUGCGGUGUGUUGAACUGGUGCACGAGGAAAUGCAGAGAAUUAUUCAGUUUUGUGGAACAGAGGUUCAACAAGAAAUGCUCAGAUUUCCAAAGCUUCAUGAGAAAAUUGUGGAUGUUGUCACUCAGUUAUUACGAAGGCGUCUUCCUCCCACCAAUGCAAUGGUUGAAAAUCUUGUUGCAAUUGAGCUGGCCUACAUAAAUACAAAGCACCCAGAUUUCCGCCCAGAUGCAUCGCUGGUAUCUUCACUCGCAGGAGAGGAGGAUAAGUCUCGCAACAUUCCAGUUCGGCGUGCACAUGGUAAUGCACCCUCUACUUAUGAACAGGAAAUCAGGGAACAGUCUAAGCGUGGAGAGUUGAGGCAAAUUGACAGCUUUGCUAGUAGAUCAAGCCUUCAGGAACACCAUAGAAACCCCAAGUGUGACUCAUGGUUGACUGCUGAGUGUAGGAAGGAUAUAAUUAAUCCAGGAGAUUGGUAUAAAGUAGGAAUGAGAGGACAGUCUGAAAAUCAGCAAGAAGAUAAGAAGGAUAAAAGCCCUCCACCUAAGAUACUAAAGUCAGAAUGUUCUUUAUUUGAUCUGUACUUAAGGAAAUGGGCUUUACCCAAGAAGACUGCAAGGCAUAGACUCUUCCGCGUAGGUUAUUUUGAAUUAGGCAUAGCUUUUAUGUUAGUACUGUAGAUAUUGACAUAUUAU